This is a messenger RNA of Phragmites australis (common reed), 3098 nucleotides long. RefSeq names its product putative leucine-rich repeat receptor-like serine/threonine-protein kinase At2g19230. Gene Ontology annotation, biological process: protein phosphorylation. Gene Ontology annotation, molecular function: ATP binding; protein kinase activity; protein binding. Bases 17 to 2866 code for a protein of 949 amino acids. The transcript has 13 exons. The record is from RefSeq and is a predicted model, not a curated record. Lineage: Eukaryota; Viridiplantae; Streptophyta; Magnoliopsida; Poales; Poaceae.
GCUGCUAGCUAAUGCAAUGGAGCAAUCAAUGCCGAGAACAAUGGCAGCAACAUCGUGGUGGCUGCUUAUCUGCCUCGCCGCCACUGCGGUACUCCGAGCUCGUGCACAGCCCGACCGCAUCGGUUUCAUCAGCAUAGACUGUGGCCUGCCGGGGACGGCGAGCUACGUGGACGACACCACCAAGCUAUCCUACGCCCCGGACGCUGCCUUCACCGACGCCGGAUCGAAUCAAAACAUCUCGGCCGCGUACAUCACGCCAAACCUCGGCAAGCUCUACCUCAACGUGCGCAGCUUUCCCAACGGGGCGCGCAACUGCUACACGAUCCGGUCCCUCGAGGCCAGGCUCAAGUACAUCCUCCGCGCCACCUUCAUGUACGGCAACUACGACGGUCUCAGCCGUCCGCCCAUCUUCGACCUCUACGUCGGCGUCAACUUCUGGAGCAUGGUGAACAUCACGGGCGCCGACAGCCGGAAGAUCCUGGAGGUCAUCGUCGUCGUGCCGGACAACUUCGUGCAGGUUUGCCUGGUGAACACCGGCUCCGGGACGCCGUUCAUCUCCGCGCUGGAGCUGAGGCCUCUCACCAAGAGCUCGCUCUACCCGCAAGCGAACGCGACGCAGGGCCUGGUCCUGCUCGGCAGGAUCAACUUCGGUGCGACCGAUGAUACGCGAAUUGUCAGGUACCCCGAUGAUCCACGCGACAGGUUCUGGUUCCCCUGGGUCGAUGCCACCAGCUGGAACUCUCUAUCGACGACAUUGAGGGUGCAGAACAUAGACAGCGACCUGUUCGAGGCGCCGUUAAAGGUGAUGCAGACGGCGAUCACGCCACGCAACGCCUCCAAGAACAUCGAGUUCUUCUGGGACUCGGAGCCUCAGCCCAAGGACCCGACGCCGGGGUACAUCGGCAUCAUGCACUUCUCCGAGCUACAGCUCCUGCCCGGCAAUGCCGUGCGCCAGUUCUACAUCAACCUCGACGGCAAACCGUGGUACCCGAAGGCCUUCACGCCGGAGUACCUCUACAGAGACGCCACGUACAACAUCAACCCCUAUCGGGGCCUUGCUCGGUACAAUAUCUCGAUCAACGCCACCGCCAACUCGACUCUGCCGCCGAUCAUCAACGCCGUCGAGGUUUUCUCCGUCAUCUCCACCACCAACGUUGGCACAGACUCCCAGGACGUAUCUGCCAUCACGGCGAUCAAGGUGAAGUAUCGCGUGCAAAAGAACUGGAUGGGUGACCCAUGUGGUCCGAAGACUCUUUCGUGGAACGGGUUGACUUGCAGCUAUGGCAUAUCGAGUCCUCCAAGAAUCACUGGCGUAAACAUAUCCUUCAGUGGUAUAGACAGCGACAUAUCGUCUUCUUUCGCAAAUCUCAAGGCCGUCCAAUAUUUGGAUCUAUCACACAACAAUCUGACAGGCUCAAUUCCUGAAGUCCUUUCACAGUUACCUUCACUAACACUUCUAGAUUUGACAGACAACCAGCUCAAUGGAUCAAUCCCCCCUGGACUUCUCAAAAGAAUUGAAGAUGGCUCCUUAGAUCUAAGAUAUGGCAAUAAUCCAAACCUUUGCAGCAAUGCCGAUUCAUGUCCGAGUCCGACCCCGAAAAAGAAGAGCAGGCUUGCCGUCUACAUUGCUGUCCCUGUAGUUCUGGUUGUUGUGGUAGGACUACUGGUAGCACUACUUUGCUGCUUCCUUCGACGAAAGAAGCAAGAAUCAAUGAGCCAGUCUGUGAAGCCUCAAAAUGAGGCGCCGACGAGCCAUGUGCCACCAGGUGACGCGUACGCGCAGAGCUCGCUGCAGCUUGAGAACCGCCGGUUCACGUACAAGGAACUGGAAAUGAUCACGAACAACUUCCAGCGUGUGCUCGGCCGCGGAGGGUUCGGGGAAGUCUACGAUGGCUUCUUGGAGGACGGCACUCAGGUGGCAGUCAAGCUGCGGUCUCAGUCUUCCAAUCAGGGCGUCAAGCAGUUCCUCGCAGAGGCUCAGAUCUUAACACGGAUUCAUCACAAGAAUCUCGUGUCCAUGAUCGGGUACUGCAAGGACGGGCAGUACAUGGCACUUGUCUACGAGUACAUGUCAGAAGGCACCCUGCGAGAGCAGCUUGCAGGAAAUGGCCGCAACAGAAGAAGUUUAACCUGGAGGCAGAGGCUUCGAAUCGCACUGGAAUCAGCGCAAGGGCUGGAGUAUCUGCACAAGGGGUGUAACCCACCUCUCAUUCACAGGGAUGUGAAGACGACUAACAUCCUACUGAACACAAAACUGGAAGCCAAGAUUGCCGAUUUUGGUUUGUCCAAGGCUUUCAAUCUUGACAACGAAGCUCAUAUGUCCACGAAUAUUUUCGCUGGUACACUCGGAUACGUUGAUCCAGAGUGUCAGGCAACCCUGCAGCCGACGACCAAGAGUGACGUUUACAGCUUCGGAGUUGUGCUACUGGAGCUGGUCACGGGGAGGCAGGCCAUCAUGUACGAGCAAGAGCCUACCAACAUCAUCCAGUGGGUGCGGCAGCGCUUGGCACGGGGCAACAUCGAGGAAGUCGUGGACGCGCGCAUGCACGGCGAGUACGACGUCAACAGCGUGUGGAAGGCCGCGAACGUCGCGCUCAAGUGCACCGUGCAGGUGUCGGCGCAACGGCCCACAAUGACUGAUGUGGUGGCGCAGCUGCAGGAGGGCCUUGAGCUCGAGGAGGGCCACACCGGCGGUUACGCAAACGCUAGCUUCUACACCGGCGGCAGCAGCGACCCCAACUCUGGUUACAACGCGUACGCCGCUGAUGACCAGUCCAUUGACGUGAGCCAGGGCAGCACUGCAUUUGAGAUGGAGCAUAAUUUUGGGAAGGUGCCAAGAAUGAACAUAGGGCCUGUUGCAAGAUAAGGUUCUUCUAGGGUUUUUCAGUGAUGCUGUUUCAGCAAAGCAAGUUCGACUAUACAAAGGUCCCGACGUUAGAAGUGUGUGCAGUUUGGCCUAAAAAAGAAAAUAAGUGUAUGCAGUUUUUUUUUAAAAAAAAAUUGGAAGACCUCGGAGUUUAUGUACUACUUUGUCUGUUCUUCCCACGGAAGGACACUCCACUACUAUCCUCACUGAGUGCACUUGUCUAUUCUUUCCA